Messenger RNA from Ictalurus furcatus (blue catfish), 2424 nucleotides. RefSeq lists its product as uncharacterized. Gene Ontology annotation, molecular function: protein binding. The transcript has 9 exons. The record is from RefSeq and is a predicted model, not a curated record. Lineage: Eukaryota; Metazoa; Chordata; Actinopteri; Siluriformes; Ictaluridae. The coding region runs from base 385 to 2235 and encodes 616 amino acids.
CACAGCCAACAGGGUUGGACGGCAAACCGUCAGAGAGCUUCUCUGUCAGCAGCGGAAGGAGCAGCAGUGAGCGCAUUGGCGAGACCUUUCAAUCUUACGGUGGUGUGCAGUGGACCAAUCCAGCAAGAAAGCUGAUGACAGAGAAGGGGCUUUACAAGAAGCACUCCAUCGACCAUGCUUUGCUGAGGGGUUUUUUUUCGUUCCUGCAGAAAGACCUUCAAAAUGAGAAUCCUAAACAGGAGGGGAGCACUACCAAAAAAAAAACUUGUUUUGAGUUUGAUAUCCAAGAAAAAUAUUUUCACACAGAAAACUAGUCAUGAUGACAAGGUCAUCUAACGUGUCCUUUUUUUUCAGGUUGAAAACGUUGCACGUUUUCUGUGUUACAUGGACCCACGGGCACCGUCCCUGGAAUUUGUCAGGGACAGAGAGAAGACGCAGCAGUUUUUCAGGGAGCUGACUGAUGCGGGGCUAUCGAAACAAACUCAACUUAAUUACAUGAAAAAUUUGAAAAGAUUCCUCACAUACCAGACCAUCAACACCAACCUGAGGCAUGACGACAAGGACCUGCAUACAGACUGUAGGGAGUUCAUAGACUACCUCGGACUGCUGCAGAAGAGCUGCAGUAAGAAGGUCAGCAAGGAGAUUACCCAAAAAAGGCACGAGAGGUUGACAGCAGAUGGAGAACUGACAACGCAUGACUGCACGGCUGUGCUCAGGGCCGCCAAAGGAGACUUCCUGGCCAUCACCCGGAAGAUGCUCUCAGAGAAACAGUUGACCACCGACGAGUGCUUGGAUUAUAUGUACAAUCUCCAGGCACUGGUCAUACUGAAGCACCUCCAACGACCGGGCGUGGUGACGCACAUGACUGUUCCAGAGUGGCUGAACAAGAAAACCACUACAUCGGGGUACACAGUAGUGGGUGUCAAGGAGCACAAGACGAGUGCUCAACAAGUGGCCACAUUUGCCCUUUCCCAGGAGGAGGUUACUUGGUUUGACCUGUACUACACGUGUGUGCGGCCACAACUCCAGUCCUGCAUCAGGAAGCGGAAGAGGGAAGAUAUGGAUGGGACUGAAGAGAGAUUCUUCAUCUCAUCCGCGAGUGGAAGAAUACACAAUCCCUCCAAUGACCUCCAACGGCUGCACAUAAGGUAUGGCGUCAGACCAUGGGUGACCAGCCAGAGAGCACGCCGGGUCUUCGAGACAGCCACCAAGAGUCUGACUGACACAGAGAAGUCUCUGGUAGCUGACUAUCUGACACAUUCGACUGCUACAGCGGAGAAACAUUACCGCAUGAAGCAGGCAGACAACGUCGUGAGGGCUAGUCAGCUCCUGGAUUUGCUGGCUGGUCAGUCGACCACUGAUCCUUCAGAAGGGGAAUCCAGCCGCGCUGCCCGUAGCAUUGCUCGCAAUGCUGCCCAGCAGAAAGCAGAGACGACAGAUCUGCAAACGGAUUUUGAGGCAGCGUACAACCGGCUUGUAGAACAGCACCCGGUGACUGUGGAGGGUGGAGCACCAGAUAAGGCUCUGCGCGCCGACAUCUCACCUAGCUUUCAGCGGAAGCUGUACGAGCGAUGGGUGAAGGCCCAGAUGAAACUGCGCAAGCAACAUAUUCACUCGCGCUUUGGCCCUCGUCUACCCAGUGAGGAGAAGGUCAGCAAGUGGAUCUCUGAUCAGGGAUGGAGGAGCAACAUACCCAGUGCAGCCCAGUUCGUCAACGAAUGGAAGCCCCAUGGAUCCGUGGACACAGCAUUGGACGCUAAACGGAUCCGGAGACUCACAAGGACCCAGAGGUGGAAAGGACUUGUUGUGACGGAAGAUGGAGGGGAGGGCAAGGGCGUCAUUGCCACCCGAAGAUUUCUGGCUGGUGAGGUGGUGUGUGACUACCACGGGCAGGUCGUCACAGCCUCAGAGGGACACAGCACUCACAGCACUGUGAGUGCGGAGGACGGUGUUCACAUGUUUUUUUUCGAAAACAUGAAUGGACAGGCUAUGUGCAUUGACGCACAUUCGCCUUGCUGUGAGUGCCAUCCAGACCGACAGACUUUUGGGCGGUUAAUCAAGCACUCAAGGAAAUGUUGCAACCUGAGGCCCAGAGCAUACACUCUUCAAAACGGGGUGGACAUUAUUAUUUUCCUGGCCACAAAGAACAUUAAAGAAAAUGAAGAACUUUUGUUUGAUUACGGUGUUGAAAGAAGGUCUCUUAUAGGAAAGGGUUUAAACCUCCUUUGGGUAUGAAUGUGUAAAUACAUGUGAAAAUUCGUGUAAAUACUCGUGUGAAAAAAACAUGUAGAAUGUGCAUAAAUACGGCCCGUAUUACUUGUUAUCUUCCUUUUUUUAAUGAAUGAGUUUUUCAAUGUAAAUAAACUUGCCUUGCCUUCUGACUAGUUUAUAUUAAUAUGCUCUGUGUCACUAGAAUACCGGUGU